AUGCCUCAGCUUGACAUGGACCGGACUUGGACUCUUGACCGUGACGACCUGGUUAUUCGACAAAUUCUGCCUGAUCUCUUCAUGUCAUACCGCAAGCCCAACCACAGUUUACCCCCUUUCCAGUCCCUCUUGAAGGAUAUUGAUGGACUCACCGACGCCACCUCGGACUUAUGUCUCCCUGCGUUUCUGUACCCCUUUGCCACUCGUCAUUCUACCCUCCCCGCUGACGGACUUUUCUGCGCCCCCGCACUGCUCAGAGCCUAUGGACAUCUGUAUCAGAGGCAUCGCCUCUCUAUAUCCGGACCAUCUCCACUUUACUCACCCAACCACAAAGACACUAUCCAGUAUUUCAUUCCUUCCCUCUGUUAUCUUGUUACCAGACUCCGGUUUGUCUUUACCGAGCACAGACCAUCGGAGAUCAUUGGCUCUACCACACACGAUCCACGCGUUCACCUCCAUGGCCCCGGAAUUCAUUCACUCGAUUAUGUGGAAUUUUAUCAGUCUCUCAUAACGUGGUUUAUCGACAAUUGGCCCUCCGGCGACUCCCACGCAAUCUACCAAUAUUGGAUAUCUCACCUGCCUGGUGCCCAUCCUGAUCUUGCUUCCCUCAGCUUCCUCAAAUAA
Messenger RNA from Dacryopinax primogenitus, 624 nucleotides. RefSeq lists its product as uncharacterized. The transcript is spliced from 3 exons. NCBI's taxonomy places the organism in Eukaryota, Fungi, Basidiomycota, Dacrymycetes, Dacrymycetales, Dacrymycetaceae. The record is from RefSeq and is a predicted model, not a curated record. The coding region runs from base 1 to 624 and encodes 207 amino acids.